This is a messenger RNA of Neurospora hispaniola, 1683 nucleotides long. RefSeq names its product RTC4-like domain-containing protein. The transcript has a single exon. NCBI's taxonomy places the organism in Eukaryota, Fungi, Ascomycota, Sordariomycetes, Sordariales, Sordariaceae. The record is from RefSeq and is a predicted model, not a curated record. Bases 1 to 1683 code for a protein of 560 amino acids.
AUGGACGAUAUUGAUCCAGAUGCACCUCCUCAGAGCAGCGACGACGAAGGAUUUGCGGAAUCCAUGAGGGGCGAUUUGACGAACUUACUUCAUCGUGGCAGACAGAGAGAACAAAGGUCAACUUCUCCCUCCAGAGAACACGGCAGCUCUCCAGGAACCGACAUCUCCACCAGCUCAUCUACAAGGCCGGCGACGCGGCAACAGAAGCGGUUGCGGGAUGAAAUUGAGGAUGAUCAAACUGAUCACGAAGGAAGCUCGAUCGUACAGCCUCCUCCAAAAAGGAUAACUACGGAAAAGAAGACGGUUCAGCAACAGUUGGGCAGUCAGCACCAGUCUAGCAUCUUCAGAUCCACGAAAGAGAUAUCGAAAAAAUUCGGCAAAAAGCACGGCUUUCAAAUACCCAGAGAUGCGAAACAGCCAGUAUCCAAAACCCCCAAGGUACUCAAAAUACCACCAGCAGCCGGCGAGAAUGGAAAGGCGGACGCUCCCAGGAUGAACUUUCGAAUCCCCGCUGCGAUACCUGAUUCCUCUCCAACCAACGUUUCCUCGGCAACGAAACUUCCCAAGGCAGGCUCUGGACGAUCUCGUAUACGGCCUGCAAGGUCGAAAUCUGACAAGGAAAAGAGGAAAGCUGAGGAAGAAGCCAAGAAGCGACAGCCGACUAUUCUACGAAUUCCAAAGGACUUUUCAUCUCCCUUCGAUUUGGACAAAGAGCUGGAAUCGGGAUUCGAAGAAGCAGACAUUACGCUACCUAUACUGCCAAGCUCACCCCUCAAAAGUUUCGACUCCGCUCCUGAGUCAAACCGGAAGCUCGUCUGCCCGAUGUGUGACGAGGAUGUCGACGAGUCCUUCUUCGAAACCCUUCGAGCGAGGCAAACUAGAAUGACUCUUCACCAAGAACAACAGUUCUGCCUGUCUCACAAGAGGAAAUCAGCCAAGGAAGAAUGGCAGAACAAGGGAUAUCCCGACAUCGAUUGGACUGUGCUGGACAAGCGGAUAAAGAAGCACCACUACUUUCUUCGCACCAUUCUCAACGGCGGUAAAUCCUACUACGCCAAUGCCCUCAAUGACAAGAUCAAGUCGGGUCAGAACAAGACUCUACUGAAAUCAGAGGGGAAUCUGACUCCUGGGUACUACGGCAUGCGCGGUCUGCGGCUUAUGUCGGAAUCCUUGGUCAAUGAGUUCUCUUCAGAAUUACGGAAGAGAGCGGUGCAAGAUCGCCUGGUUUCGAAGCGUGGCUAUAUGGUAUACGUGCAAUCCGUGUUGGUCCCAGAGUUGGCUGUGCGGCUUAUUAUGGAGGAUAUGUCUCAGGAAGGGACAGAGAAAGUGACAGAGGAACAGGCAAGGACUAUCAUGAAAGACAGCACAUGGGUAGGAGAGCUUUUGAACGAAGAAGAUGCAGACCACGUCUUGUAUGAGGACGAAGAAGACGAGGAAAGCCAAAAUGAUGAGAUGGGCCUCAGAGACGAAGACGAGGCUCAUCUCAGAUACGAGUAUGAAAGCAGGUUGAAAGACGAGGACGAGGAGAAGCCCAAGCGCGAGGUUAGAGAUGGUGAAAAAGGACAGGACGACGAGAUCAGGUCCAAUGGCAAGGAUGUCAUUCACAUCAAGGUUGAGAAGGAUGACGACAGUCAUUCAACAAUAUCUUCAAUAUCCACUCUCUCGGAUCUCGGCGAUCUUUAA